AUGGACCUCCCUUCUCUACCUAUACUGACUAUCCCUGUGCCUGCAGUGUUUGCCAAUGCCGGCCUCGUCGGCCUGGAGCCCUUCUACAAGAUCCAGACCCUGCCGCCCAAGAAGCCGCAGAUGGUCGAUAACGAGGUCAACACCGUCGGCGUCUACUACACCUGCUACCUGGCCAUGCACUACAUGCGCCAGAACCCCGUGAAGGGCGGCCAAAUCAUCAUCACCAGUUCAGCCGCCGGCAUCUACCCAUCAUACUCGAUCCCGCUAUACACGGCGUCCAAGCACGCCGUGGUCGGCUUCAUGCGCUGUCUGGCCCCGGUGCUUCUGCGCGAAGGUAUCCGCGUCAACGCCACCCUCCCCGGCGCGGUCAAGACCCCGUUCAUGUCGGAAGAGGGCUGGGCCGCCUUCCCCGAAUCCAUGUUCACCACGCUCGACAACAUCGUCGGCGGCGUCAAUAAGCUGCUUGACGACCCGGACGCGUCGGGCGUCGCUCUCGAAAUCAGUCAGGGCAACUACUAUCCACGACCGCAGCACGAGUGGAGCGACGAAGCCCAGAAGUUGAUCUGUACCGCGGCCGGCAAGUUCGACCCGGACACCAUGUUGUAG
Capronia epimyces CBS 606.96 is the source of this 606-nucleotide messenger RNA. RefSeq lists its product as uncharacterized. Gene Ontology annotation, molecular function: oxidoreductase activity, acting on the CH-OH group of donors, NAD or NADP as acceptor. Gene Ontology annotation, cellular component: cytoplasm. The transcript is spliced from 2 exons. The record is from RefSeq and is a predicted model, not a curated record. Bases 1 to 606 code for a protein of 201 amino acids. NCBI's taxonomy places the organism in Eukaryota, Fungi, Ascomycota, Eurotiomycetes, Chaetothyriales, Herpotrichiellaceae.